AUGGGAAAUUAAUGUUGUACAACAGGCCCAAAUGGGGAAAAUAUUGAAGAAGUACAUUUUAAGCCUUAAAGUCCUGAUUCUCCCUUAUAUUUAGAAGCAAAAGAAGAAGAAUAAAAUAUAAAUAUAACAAAUAAAAAUACGAAUUUAAAUGUUCAAAAUGCAAAUGUAAGUGAUACAUCAAUAGGAAAAUUUGAAAAACAAGUAAAAGAAUAAAGCAUUUAGUAAGUUUAAAAAAAACUAAGUUUGAAACCUGUAAUUACAUAAAAUAAUCAACAAAAUGAAUAAUAAUAAGAAGAAAACGAUGUUUAAUAAACUCAUUGUCCAAACGACAGUUUAGCAAAAAAAAUUUCAUAAAUUCCAGUUUAUGAUAAUCCUGCAACAAAAAAAUCAUAUGAAAAAUGCGGAUAAUUCAUUUAUGAUGAAGACACUCAAGAAGAUGAAUUUUUGCCUAAAUUAGGUCCUUAUGAAUUUGAUAAUUCUGCAGUUUACCUUGGUUAAUGGAAAAAUGGCUAAAGACAUGGUAAAGGUAAAUAAUAUUGGCAAGAUGGAUCUUUUUAUGAAGGUUAUUGGAGAAAUAAUAUGGCAAAUGGAAAAGGUAGACUGAUCCAUGCAGAUGGAGAUAUUUAUGAAGGAGAAUGGUAAAAUGAUAAAGCACAUGGAAAAGGAUUUUAUGAUCAUACAGAUGGGGCUAAAUAUGAAGGAUAUUGGUAUGAAGAUAAAUAGCAUGGGGCUGGAAUCGAGACAUGGCCUGAUGCGGCUAAGUAUGAAGGAGAAUAUGAUAUGGGAAAAAAACAUGGAAAAGGUAUUUUUCAUUGGGCUGAUGGAUCAGUUUAUAAUGGCUAAUUUAAUAAUAAUAAUAUACAUGGAUAUGGAACUUAUGAAUGGGCAGAUGGAAGAAAAUAUAUUGGAGAAUGGAAAAAUAAUAAGAUGGAUGGUAAAGGAUAAUUUUAAUGGGCUGAUGGACGAAAAUAUAACGGAGAUUAUUUAGAUGAUAAAAAACAUGGAUAUGGUGUCUUUGAAUGGCCUGAUGGAAGAAAAUAUUAAGGAUAUUGGGAAAACGGUAAAUAACAUGGAGUUGGAGUAUAUAUAGGUUCAAAUGGAUAAGAAAGAGAAGGAGAGUGGAUAGAUGGAAAACGCAUAAAAUGGACAAAAAAAACUGAAGAAGAAGAACAUGAGUGA
This is a messenger RNA of Ichthyophthirius multifiliis, 1179 nucleotides long. Its product is annotated as MORN repeat protein. Gene Ontology annotation, cellular component: cytosol. The record is from RefSeq and is a predicted model, not a curated record. NCBI's taxonomy places the organism in Eukaryota, Ciliophora, Oligohymenophorea, Hymenostomatida. The transcript is spliced from 6 exons.